This is a messenger RNA of Neltuma alba, 2820 nucleotides long. RefSeq names its product regulatory protein NPR3. Gene Ontology annotation, molecular function: protein binding. Gene Ontology annotation, cellular component: nucleus. The transcript has 4 exons. The coding region runs from base 743 to 2497 and encodes 584 amino acids. Gene Ontology annotation, biological process: systemic acquired resistance, salicylic acid mediated signaling pathway; regulation of salicylic acid mediated signaling pathway; defense response to bacterium. The record is from RefSeq and is a predicted model, not a curated record. NCBI's taxonomy places the organism in Eukaryota, Viridiplantae, Streptophyta, Magnoliopsida, Fabales, Fabaceae.
AUACGAAGCUUCCGACAUGAUGUUUCAUUGCUCUGCCCUUUCACACAGCCUGGUGAUCUUAUCGUGACUCUUAUGCUCUGAUCCCCAGCUGCCCUCUUUUCUUUCCUCUAGGAAACUUCCCCAGAAUCUGCGCUUGGUCGUCUCUGAUUCCAAUCUUGUACUUUGAUCCAUCUCGGUUUUUCCUUUCUUAGAAAUUUCUGGGUCGUUACAGCUUAUGGUGGGUUUUGGGUUUUGAAUGGAUCUGAUUGAACCACUCAGGAGUCUGGCUGGUGUGUCUUCAGACCGUGCUUGACAUGAGAAGGCGCAGGAAUGAGAAUUGAGAGGUUCAAGGUGGAAGUUUUUGUAUGUUUGGUCGGUGGGGUGGAUGUUCCUUACCCUUUUCGGCAUUAGAAGUUGGGAUUUGUUGGUUGAUAAGUGUUCCAAUAAGUCGGCGCUCUGUAUUUUUCUCCAAUAGGAUCUUGCAGCUGAAUUAUUCUUCAGAUUAGCGUUUUUCCUCGAUAAACUGUUUUGUAUCACCUUCCAAUUUUUGGUUGCUUUUGUUUCUUGGCUCGUGGUGGUAAAGUCAACAGGACCUCAACCGUCAGUACAUCACAUCCUACUUGCUAGCGAUCCCGUUUGUUGGUGAUUAAAAACCUUGUGGGAAUCUAACAGGAAACUAUAAGAGCACCGUGAAGUUAGAUGUUAUGUGAGCCAUGAUUUCCCCGCAGAUAUUCUAGAUUUACUUUAGUUUUCGAGUCGAUUGAUGGCACAUUCAGCAGAACCUUCAUCAUCUUUAAGCUUUACCUCGUCUUCCCACUUAUCAAAUGGCUCUGUCAGCCACAACAUGUGCUCUUCCCACGGUGCUGAACCUUUACCAAACCUUGAAGCGCUCAGUUUGAGUAAGCUUAGCUCAAGUUUGGAGCAGCUUUUGGCUGAUUCUGAUGUUGAUUAUAGUGAUGCUGACAUCGUUGUUGAAGGAGAAACGGUUGGUGUUCAUCGAUGUAUUCUAGCCUCUAGAAGCAAGUUUUUCCGCACAUUAUUCAAGAGAGAUAAAGGAUCUUCACAGAAAGAAGGAAAAUUUAAGUAUUGCAUGAAUGAUUUGCUGCCACAUGGCAAGGUGGGACUUGAAGCCUUUCACAUAUUCUUGUUCUAUAUAUAUACAGGAAAACUCAAGCCCUCUCCAAUGGAAGUGUCAACUUGCGUUGAUAAUUUUUGUGCCCAUGAUGCCUGUAGACCAGCAAUAAAUUUUGCUGUGGAGUUGAUGUACGCCUCUUCCAUCUUUGAAAUACCAGAAUUGGCAUCACUUUUUCAGCGACGCCUCACUAAUUUCAUAGGGAAGGCUUUUGUGGAGGAUGUCAUCCCAAUACUUACUGUUGCUUUUCAUUGUCAAUUGAGUCAACUUGUCGCCCAAUGUGUUGAUAAGAUAGCACGAUCAAACCUUGAUCAAAUCUCCAUUGAGAAAGAGCUUCCCUUAGAACUUGCAGAUAAAGUUAAACUGCUCCGCCGCAAUUACCUUCAUGAUGUUGAAAACAACACCUCUGUAGUUGAUGACCCAAUACGUCAGAAGAGAAUUACUAGAAUACAUAAGGCUCUAGACUCAGAUGAUGUUGAGCUUGUUAAACUGCUUUUAACUGAAUCAGAGAUAACAUUGGAUGAAGCCAAUGCUCUUCACUAUGCUGCAGCCUACUGUGACCCUAAGGUUGUUUCUGAGGUUCUAGCUUUGGGGGAGGCUGAUGUCAAUCUUCGGAAUUCUCGAGGCUACACUGUGCUUCACAUUGCUGCCAUGCGUAAGGAGCCUUCAAUUAUAGUAUCCCUUCUAACAAAGGGGGCUUGUGCAUCAGAGGCGACCUUUGAUGGUCAAAGUGCUGUUAGCAUCUGUAGGAGGUUAACAAGACCAAAGGACUAUCAUACAAAAACAGAACAGGGGAAAGAAACGAACAAAGAUCGCAUAUGCAUUGAUGUUCUUGAAAGAGAAGUCCUGAGAAAUCCAAUGGCUGGGGAUGCUAUAAUUUCUUCCCACACAAUGGCUGAUGAUCUGCACAUGAAGCUACUAUAUCUUGAGAACAGAGUGGCAUUUGCGAAACUAUUCUUCCCUUCAGAAGCCAGAUUGGCUAUGGACAUUGCGCAUGCUCAGACAGCAUCCGAGUUUGCAGGUCUUUCUACAUCAAAAGGGUCAAAUGGGAAUUUGAGGGAGGUCGAUCUAAAUGAGACUCCCCUGGCGCAGAAUAAAAGACUUCGUGCUAGGAUGGAUACCCUUAUGAAAACAGUUGAGAUGGGCCGGCGCUAUUUUCCUCAUUGCUCGGAAGUGCUUGACAAGUUCAUGGAGGAUGACCUGCCUGAUUUGUUUUACCUGGAGAAGGGCACCCCAGAUGAGCAGAAAAUCAAGAGAGCACGUUUCAUGGAGCUCAAAGACGACGUUCAGAAGGCUUUCAGCAAGGACAAAGCUGCUGGGCUUCCCUCAUCAUCAUCCUCAUCAUCUUUGAGAGGCUCUGUAAAUUACAAGGCUAGGAAAGUUUGAAAAGAUGCUUUAGCUUCUUUUUCUCUGUUUUAUGGUUUUGCGUUCAUGAUGUAAAAGACCCGAUCAAAGGUGAUAUGACUCCCUAGUGUAAAAAUAGAGAAGGAAGAGAUGUUCAUAUUUCACUUGUGUAGCUUAUCGUGCACAAGGAUUUUGAAGCACGAUAUGCAGAAUUGACCUAAGCCUUGUGAAUCAUAAUCGCUGUCCACAGCUCUGGCAGGGCAUUGUGUAACUGAACGUGCGCAGUAUUUUUUUUUUUUCAAGUAACAAGGAAACAGCACAACAUACUGUUUAAGAGUAAUUCAGUUCUUGCAGUUGCGGAGCCA